GGGCCAGUUUACAAGGACCGGCAUUGUCUAGACAGAUUAGUAUAUCAAAGAAAUCUAAAGUUGAUAAUGCGUCAAAGACUGUCUGUAGAAGGAGCUUGUUUAGUCUGAAUGAAGUCAAAAUGGAGGGAGGAGAGAGAAGCAGCAAAGGAAGGAAGAGACAUAGGGAAAAGUCAAAGGAUGAUGUAGUUGCAAUGGAGACACCUGUCAAGAAGCAAGUAGAAAACUAUCGUCUUUUCAAAUUACAAAGAAACAGAAGUAAACUAGGGGUGGACUCAAUGGAAGACGUGUCAUUUAUUGAUGAAUCACCUCAACGAUCAUUUUAUUCCUCAAAAUUAAAAUUAACUAACCAGACUGACAUACAAUUCAAUACACCUCCAUAUAAACCAAGUGGAAAUACAGUACUCAAUAAGGAUCCUUCUCCUGCUGUCCUUCAUUCAUUAUUACAUGGAGAAUGGGUGACACCCUCUACCACAGACACCACGCCCACUAAUAACCCAACCACACCCACAAGAUCUCGAGCCCCGCCCCCACCACAAUCCCCCGACAUGUUCACUGAUAAUAUUUUAAGAUCCUAUGCCAGUGCAAGGACUCUCACUUACUCUCCUCUUGCUGCUGCUGGUUUUAAAACUCCUAUCAAGUCAGAAUCUUUUAGUUCAGACCUCUCUGUUCCUACCACUCCUCUUCGCUCUAUUUUAAAGACUCCAGACAAGACCACGCCCAAACGAAAAAGCGUUAGUUUUGGCGAGAGUGACGAAAGUGUGUCGAUAGCAACAAUGUGCGUCCCACUAGAGGGUGACAGUGCUUCAAUGAUGGCGUAUAAUUUGAGUACUCCCACUAAAGAUAGAAUAACUGAUUUUAAAGGAUUGUUUUAAAAUAAUUUUUAUAAACAAUAAAAAUAUA
Molecule: messenger RNA, 900 nt
Organism: Amphimedon queenslandica
Lineage: Eukaryota; Metazoa; Porifera; Demospongiae; Haplosclerida; Niphatidae
Exons: 6
Coding region: 120-872 (250 amino acids)
Source: RefSeq, a predicted model, not a curated record